AUGGCCGACUACAUGAAGGCCGUGGGCGACGACGGCAACGAACUCUCUGUUGAGGAGCGCAACUUGUUGUCUGUGGCCUACAAGAACACAGUGGGAUCUCGUCGUGCUGCUUGGCGCAUCAUUUCAAGUGUGGAGCAGAAGGAGAAAUCCAAGGGCAAUGAGACGCAGGCGGGCUAUGCAAAGGACUACCGCAUCAAGGUGGAGAAUGAACUCCAGAAGAUCUGCGACACUAUCUUGCAGCUCUUGGACAAGGGUCUCAUUCCCAAGGCCACGCAGGCAGAGUCGAAAGUCUUUUACCAAAAAAUGAAGGCAGACUACUACCGCUACAUUGCGGAGUUCCGCAGUGGUGAUGAGAAGAGCAAAGCUGCUGAGGAGGCACGCAAGGCCUAUGCUGAUGCAGCCAAGGUGGCCAAAGAUGACCUUGCGGUCACACAUCCAAUUCGCCUUGGCCUGGCUUUGAACUACUCCGUCUUCAUGUACGAAGUGCUCAAUGACCCAGAUGAAGCAUGCAAGAUGGCGCGCACCGCCUUUGAGGAUGCCAUUGCAGAGCUUGACAAUGUGGCUGAGGAUUCGUACAAGGACUCGACGCUGAUUAUGCAGCUGCUGCGAGACAACUUGACCCUCUGGACUUCCGACCAGGAAGCCGGAAAUUGCCUGGAGCGAGAGUCAUGUCGUGCAGACUUCCAAAGAUGUUGCUCGCGGGAGCCUCAAAGCUGCUUUGCUUUCGCCAUGCCGCGCGACAAGGACGUGUACUUUGCCAAGUUGGCCGAGCAGGCUGAAAGGUAUGAUGAAAUGGCCGACUACAUGAAGGCCGUGGGCGACGACGGCAACGAACUCUCUGUUGAGGAGCGCAACUUGUUGUCUGUGGCCUACAAGAACACAGUGGGAUCUCGUCGUGCUGCUUGGCGCAUCAUUUCAAGUGUGGAGCAGAAGGAGAAAUCCAAGGGCAAUGAGACGCAGGCGGGCUAUGCAAAGGACUACCGCAUCAAGGUGGAGAAUGAACUCCAGAAGAUCUGCGACACUAUCUUGCAGCUCUUGGACAAGGGUCUCAUUCCCAAGGCCACGCAGGCAGAGUCGAAAGUCUUUUACCAAAAAAUGAAGGCAGACUACUACCGCUACAUUGCGGAGUUCCGCAGUGGUGAUGAGAAGAGCAAAGCUGCUGAGGAGGCACGCAAGGCCUAUGCUGAUGCAGCCAAGGUGGCCAAAGAUGACCUUGCGGUCACACAUCCAAUUCGCCUUGGCCUGGCUUUGAACUACUCCGUCUUCAUGUACGAAGUGCUCAAUGACCCAGAUGAAGCAUGCAAGAUGGCGCGCACCGCCUUUGAGGAUGCCAUUGCAGAGCUUGACAAUGUGGCUGAGGAUUCGUACAAGGACUCGACGCUGAUUAUGCAGCUGCUGCGAGACAACUUGACCCUCUGGACUUCCGACCAGGAAGCCGGAAAUUGCCUGGAGCGAGAGUCAUGUCGUGCAGACUUCCAAAGAUGUUGCUCGCGGGAGCCUCAAAGCUGCUUUGCUUUCGCCAUGCCGCGCGACAAGGACGUGUACUUUGCCAAGUUGGCCGAGCAGGCUGAAAGGUAUGAUGAAAUGGCCGACUACAUGAAGGCCGUGGGCGACGACGGCAACGAACUCUCUGUUGAGGAGCGCAACUUGUUGUCUGUGGCCUACAAGAACACAGUGGGAUCUCGUCGUGCUGCUUGGCGCAUCAUUUCAAGUGUGGAGCAGAAGGAGAAAUCCAAGGGCAAUGAGACGCAGGCGGGCUAUGCAAAGGACUACCGCAUCAAGGUGGAGAAUGAACUCCAGAAGAUCUGCGACACUAUCUUGCAGCUCUUGGACAAGGGUCUCAUUCCCAAGGCCACGCAGGCAGAGUCGAAAGUCUUUUACCAAAAAAUGAAGGCAGACUACUACCGCUACAUUGCGGAGUUCCGCAGUGGUGAUGAGAAGAGCAAAGCUGCUGAGGAGGCACGCAAGGCCUAUGCUGAUGCAGCCAAGGUGGCCAAAGAUGACCUUGCGGUCACACAUCCAAUUCGCCUUGGCCUGGCUUUGAACUACUCCGUCUUCAUGUACGAAGUGCUCAAUGACCCAGAUGAAGCAUGCAAGAUGGCGCGCACCGCCUUUGAGGAUGCCAUUGCAGAGCUUGACAAUGUGGCUGAGGAUUCGUACAAGGACUCGACGCUGAUUAUGCAGCUGCUGCGAGACAACUUGACCCUCUGGACUUCCGACCAGGAAGCCGGAAAUUGAGACUAGGCAGAUCGCAGGCAUGUCGGCGGCAACCACAGCUGUUGCAGAAAGCUGACUUGGACCGCACACUGUCUUGGGAGAUGGGGGGAACCCACAUAGAAACUGAUGAGCAGAACGCUGAA
This is a messenger RNA of Cladocopium goreaui, 2360 nucleotides long. The record is from the annotation of a GenBank genome assembly. Lineage: Eukaryota; Dinophyceae; Suessiales; Symbiodiniaceae.